Setaria italica (foxtail millet) is the source of this 1134-nucleotide messenger RNA. RefSeq lists its product as uncharacterized. Bases 1 to 1134 code for a protein of 377 amino acids. The record is from RefSeq and is a predicted model, not a curated record. NCBI's taxonomy places the organism in Eukaryota, Viridiplantae, Streptophyta, Magnoliopsida, Poales, Poaceae. The transcript has 2 exons.
AUGGCGCAGCCGUCCUGGAUCAUCCUCCCCCGCGUCCUGCGCGUCAACCGCCUCCCGGACGGCGCCGACCUCCGCCUCACGCUCGCCCCGCCGCCGAGCCUCGCCCGCCUUACCGUCUCCACGCGCGUCUCCCCCGCCAACCCCAACCCGCACCGCGUCCUCGCCGCCGACCUCUCCGCCGGGCUCCUCCUCACCGUCGCGGCGCCGACACCGACGCCGCCGCACCUCCCUCCCGCCAACCCGGAGUACUUCGUCCUCGACGUCAUCUCCGGCACCGCCCACCGCCUCCCCGGCACCGGCGUCCUCAGCUCCGCCAGCCCCGGCGUCAUCUCCGCGCCCAACGGCGGCUUCAUGGUCGUCGGCUUCCAGUACCUCGUCGACAGCCCCGCCGCUCGGCUGCACUGCUUCUCGUCCCAGACCGGCAACUGGGUCACCAGGGACGUCAACAACCCACUGCCCAGCCGCACCUGGGCCUUUGACGACGUCAUCCCCCACGACGGCAAGCUCUGGUGGGUCGACACCGCCGCCACCGCGGGGCUCCUCUCCUGCGAUCCCUUCGCCGACAACCCCAACAUGGCCUUCGUCCGCCUCCCGGAUCACGUCGACGACGAAGCUGCCGACGCCUACGGCUUCGACUCCGAUGACUCCGACCAGUCCGAUCGUCGCCACGGUUUCUGCAGCUACUGCUCCGCCGAGAUUCCGCUCGCCUUCCGCCGCCGCGUGCAGCUCGUCGACGGAACCUUCCGCUGGGUCCAGAUGGCCUGCGGACACAUGGACGAGGCUCGGGAGGGCGCGCCCACCCUCACCGUGCUCACGCUCCUUGAUCCGGAGGCGGACUUUGGGUGGAGCCUCGAGCCCGAUCUCUCCUUCGCCGACAUCUGGUCUUCCGACACCUACAAGGCCGCCGGGCUGCCGGAGUACGAGGAACCCGUCGUCGCGCUCAUCCACCCCAACAACCCCAACGUCCUCUACUUCUUCCUCGACGGCUACCUCUUCGGCGUCGACAGGCUUGCUAAGGAGGUGCUGGGGCGCGCGCCGCACGGGAUGGCGUCCAUCUCUUCGCCCUCCCUUCUCGCUUGGGAGCUGCCGCCCGCGCUCAUCGCAGCAGCUGCAGCCGCAGGUGGGGAGGUGUAA